Messenger RNA from Aureobasidium uvarum, 963 nucleotides. Lineage: Eukaryota; Fungi; Ascomycota; Dothideomycetes; Dothideales; Saccotheciaceae. The record is from the annotation of a GenBank genome assembly.
AUGCGCCAGACUGGGACUGCAACUCUUGAUCGUGCUUCUCUCAAAGCAGAAAGAGCCCGGCAGAAAACACACUUCCGAAACAUUGCAAUUAUCAAGAAGAGGAAGCACACCCUCGGCCUCAGGAUCAGGAAGAAACUCGAGCUCAAUCAAGAGCUCUCUGAGAGCGAGCGAGCUUAUAUUGAGAGGCGCCCUCGUGGCCAGCACACAGAUUAUGUUAUGAGCAAGACAAAACAUGGUCUCCUAGAUGCAGUACAAGCCUCGGAACUAGACAAGCGCAGCGAGAGAACUCCGUUCAUAAUGUUCAGAUCUUCUACACUUGUUGGCACAAAACAUACGAACGGCUUCACAACCCAAACGUUGUUUGUGCCAGCCGCCCAUCUUAUGACAGAUCUGGCCACCAGGAGAGGUAUAGACGAGACGUCGUGGAUUCGAACCUCCAUGACAGAGAUUCCGCUCCAGGAAUUGAGGCCUAUGUUAGGACAUCAUUUGCUUUGGCGAGACCGAAUACAAGAUGAGCUUCUAUCUUGGACAAUGUCUUACCUCUUUGCAACAGUCCACUUGUACCUACGCCAUCUCAAGGGCCAGGAGAUCGGAUGCGUUUCAACGAUCAACCGCACUCGAGCUUCGCAUCCGGAAGAGUGGCACUACAAGCCUGCCAGGUUCUACUCUGCCAACGACCUCUGUGAUCACACGGGAGUUUAUCAUGAUUAUGAAAGGAAGUGUCAGAAGGACCUGCCUGGUCUUCAUCCUCGGAAGACCAAUCACGAAUACAUUACUCAUGGAGUAGUUGGAUACCCUGAGAACGACCAAUUGCAACAAGCUGCAUGGGCCGACCUUGUGGCUGCCGGACUCUUCAAGCUUAUUCCCGAAUUACUGGUCACCGUCGAGUUCAGAGCCGCAGGUCUGUACACGGUGUUACGGUACAUUCGGGGUCCAGAAGAUACUGAACAUGCAGGACCUUUU